Vicia villosa (hairy vetch) is the source of this 1262-nucleotide messenger RNA. Its product is annotated as molybdopterin synthase catalytic subunit-like. Bases 551 to 1126 code for a protein of 191 amino acids. NCBI's taxonomy places the organism in Eukaryota, Viridiplantae, Streptophyta, Magnoliopsida, Fabales, Fabaceae. Gene Ontology annotation, molecular function: molybdopterin synthase activity. Gene Ontology annotation, cellular component: cytosol. The transcript is spliced from 2 exons. Gene Ontology annotation, biological process: Mo-molybdopterin cofactor biosynthetic process. The record is from RefSeq and is a predicted model, not a curated record.
AAUUUCAUCUAUAAAACCACACUUUCACCAACAGCAAAAAGGAGGAAGAAACGAGUACCAAAGCUCUGCCAAAAAUACAGCUUCCUCCAAACUUGUUUCAAUUUACAAAGAAUUUCCUUCUGUUCAUUCACGAUUCCUUCAUUGAUCUGAAUACCUUCAUCCAAACUCAUAAAUCUUCAUUAACACUUCAUACAUAAUAUCCAAAACCAACACACACUAUUUUUUUUCAUUAGAUCUACAUCACUUCAACUCAAAAGCACAACACAGCCACCAUCAUCAACUCAACAACUAACAACACAAAGCUUUUCGUGAACUCGGCUCAACAGCGACACCGUUCAUCAAUAAAGGUUCAGAACCAUACCGAAAUCUGAAGAAAAAAAAGAAUCGAAGCAGAGCAACAGGAUAGAGAUUACCGUGGAUUCGUCACCCUGGUAACUUCCGGGCGGAUUAACCGCUGGACUCAUCUGCUUUAAUCUUUUGAUUGAAAAAAAGGCUCUAAAAGCAGAAGAUAUUCAAUCCAUCGGCAUAUUAUCUGAUUUUCUGAUAGAAAAUGGCUACUGAAGAAAAUAAGGAUCUUAUUGAAAUCUUGGAAAAUUUGAAAUUAAUUGAUGUGGCUAAAUAUAUGAACUUUGUGAGUGCCCCACAAGCUGGUGCUAUAGCUACAUUUUCAGGCACAACUCGUGACACUUUUGACGGAAAAGCAGUCUUGGAGUUGAUAUAUGAAGCUUACAUUCCAAUGGCUAUACGUUGUAUUAAGUCUGUCUGUUCGUCCGCCCGAGAGUCCUGGAAUCUACAUUCCAUUGCUGUUGCUCAUCGGCUAGGCACAGUACCUGUUGGAGAAACGAGUAUCUUCAUCGCAGUGUCGUCUGUUCACAGGGCUGAUGCACUCGAGGCAUGUAGAUAUUUGAUAGAUGAGGUAAAAGCAACCGUUCCUAUUUGGAAAAAGGAGGUUUAUUCAAAUGGAGAGAUAUGGAAAGAGAACACUGAAUUCUUGGAGAGGAGGUCCGAGCUUGGUAAAAAGGAUGUAGCUGUGGCUUGCUCGGGGAAAAAGUUAGAAAUUAAGGAGCAUAGCAAAAAGCUUUGCUGUGGGAAUAAGGUUCGGAUUGACGAAGGUAGCCAAGAUUAAUGUCAACUUUGGGCAUCAAAGAAAAUAUAAAAUUAGUUUGCAGAAUAUCUCUCUCCCCCAUUCCCUUUUCCCAAUCUCUAAAUAAGAUUGUAUUUAAGCUUUGAAAUCAAUAAACCUGCCCAUCUCUUAACACUAA